AUGAGCUCGCUCAGUUCAUGUGACGGCCUUGAUUGUCAAGCAAGAGUCCGACGCGUGAAUCGGAAGAUUGACAUAGCACUGUUGCCAAUUUUAUCAAUCUUAUACCUUUUCAACGGGCUGGACCGAUCGAAUGUGGGAAACGCGGAGACUCAAGGUUUCAGUACCGAUAUUGGAGCCACGCCUGAUGAUCUUAAUCUGGCUGUGUCGCUCUUCUUCGUCACUUUCGUUUUGCUACAACCACUGUCGGCUGGUGUAGGAAGAUGGCUGGGGGCGAAGCAUUGGAUCACCAUGAUGAUGCUUGGCUGGGGCACAUUCACUGUAGCGCACGCGUUCACCCGCGGAAAAGCUUCUUUGCUUACCCUGAGACUGCUGGUCGGUGCGUUUGAAGCGGGAUUCUUCCCCACGGCGGUGAUAUACCUGUCGACGUUCUACUGCAGUUACGAUCUUGCAGUGCGCAUCGCCCUAUUCUAUGGACAGUACGCUGUCGCAGGCGCGUUCUCAGGAUCUAUUGCUUACGGCAUUUUCCACAUCAAAACUUCGACACUAUACAACUGGCAGCUGCUCUUUGUUAUAGAAGGCGAACUCACAAUACUGCUGGGCGUUAUUUCAUGGUUCUGGCUGCCCCGAGGCCCAGAGGAGGCAUGGUUUCUCUGCGAGAGUGACCGUCAGUAUGUCGCGACGCGCGUCCUGAGCGACAUCACUACCUCCAGCUGCGACACCGAUGCUUCUACAAAGCCAAAACUCUCGAAGCGAGAUGUAAAGGAGACAAUAAAGGACUGGAAGCUGUGGUACGUUCUAGUCUUCAACAUCUGCGCCAGCGUGCCCAGCCAGGCUUUCUCCGUCUUCUUACCCUUGGUCGUUCAAGGCCUGGGCUACUCCUCACUUCAGGCAAAUCUGAUGUCAGUACCACCUUAUGUGUGCGGAGCCACCAUCUUGUAUCUUUUCGCCCUCAGUUCCGAUUACCGAAGAGAACGCGGUUGCCACAUCAUCGGAGGAAUAAGCAUAAUGCUAGUAGGGCUUUUGAUAACUACUCUCUGCACAUCCACUAGGGCUAGGUAUGCAGGGUUAUGCAUCUUGCUGUCAGGCAGUUAUGUCCAUGGCCCACUCACCACUGCCUGGCUCAUCGGAAAUACACCAGAACCUGGCAAGCGUGCACUCGUCCUCGGCGUCAAUGGCUUUGGCAACCUUGCAGGAGUCAUUGGUGGCCAGCUCUACAAGCAUAGAUAUGCUCCAGAGUAUCGCCUUCCGUUCUACAUCACCCUUGGCUUCGUCGCAACGGCUCUAUUAGGAUACACAUCAUACAGAUUCACGUUGCAGGCCGUGAACAAGAGGAGAGCAAAGAUACUUGCAAGCAAAGAUGUGGCGCAGAUUGAGCAAGAGCGCACAGACGAUGUGCGUUAUGCCGAUCGCAAAUGGACCUUUCAGUAUGGUGUUUGA
Molecule: messenger RNA, 1437 nt
Organism: Boeremia exigua
Lineage: Eukaryota; Fungi; Ascomycota; Dothideomycetes; Pleosporales; Didymellaceae
Product: major facilitator superfamily transporter
Exons: 6
Coding region: 1-1437 (478 amino acids)
Biological process (GO): transmembrane transport
Cellular component (GO): membrane
Molecular function (GO): transmembrane transporter activity
Source: RefSeq, a predicted model, not a curated record